AUCAAAGUCGGAAAGUUGGCAACCCAUUCAUCGUGUUCUCCCGCCACCAUCGUCAUGGAGCUGUUGUCGGCAGAGCUGUCGGCGGAAACGCUGGCUGCCUUGCAAGCGCACUUGGCAACAGCCAAGCUAAACGAAGAAAGCGAAGUGUCGGAGGACUUUCGGUUGUCGCAAUUCUGGUACGACUCCCGAACUGGCGACGCGUUGGCAGCGGAAGCUUUUGAACAGAGCAAGGGCGGUCCGAUCGCAUUUGUGAGUACGCCAGCAGCAUUCAAAGCGCUCAAGGCGUUGCAUCCCGACCGGAAGGACGUCUACUUGUUCGAGUACGACCACCGGUUUGAGGAAAAGUACCCGACCGAGUUUGUCUUUUACGACUACAACACGCCGCUCGCGCUCGAUUCAAAGUUCCAACACUUCUUUGACUACGUGCUCGUGGACCCUCCGUACUUGAACAUCAACUGCAUGUCCAAGUUUGCUCAAACCAUGCGCUUCUUGUCCAAGGAUGUGUCCGCCCGCGGCCAGAUUCAAACUCCCAACGCAUUCAUCACAGGUGCAAUGCAUCGUCUUCCCAAGACGCUCACGUUGUGGAUGGAUGGCUUGUAGCGCACAUGCUGCGAAAGGAUAUCGCUGCCGACCUCGGGUUCACGCCGACCGGGUUUGUGCCAACUUUUGAUUCGAAGCUGUCGAACCGGUUCCUCACGUACACAAACUACGCAUCGGAGCGCUUUGGGCGGUGCGACGACGACUUUAGCGACUCGGACGAGUAGCAGCAUCCCGACGCGUACUCGAUCUUCGGGACCAUUAAGAUCUGUUGAAAGAAGCGUGGCCAGUCUGUCGUCGUUGGCGCGCAUCCUGUCCGUCACGAUUGCAUGUGUUUGUGUUUUAGCUCGACGAUCGCAUGCCCGCCACCUCGAGAUCGCCAGAUGCAAAAGAGAUGCAUGGGCCCAGAUGUCCUGCAUCGAGAGAGCCUCUAUCGUGAUGGCCCCGUCGUCUGGUCGCUCCAACCCUUCUCUCCAUGGAGAGUGUAACGUGGACGGCUUCAACAAUAUUUUGUUCUUCAAC
Messenger RNA from Aphanomyces invadans, 1059 nucleotides. RefSeq lists its product as hypothetical. The coding region runs from base 55 to 600 and encodes 181 amino acids. The record is from RefSeq and is a predicted model, not a curated record. Gene Ontology annotation, molecular function: nucleic acid binding; protein-lysine N-methyltransferase activity. Gene Ontology annotation, biological process: methylation. The transcript is spliced from 3 exons. NCBI's taxonomy places the organism in Eukaryota, Oomycota, Saprolegniomycetes, Saprolegniales, Verrucalvaceae.